AUGCCUGAAAAACGGAAGUUCGAGACCGAAGUCACACGUUUCGAGAAACGUCUGCGUACGACCGUUCAUUCACUUCUUUGCGACAGGCUGCAGAUUCCUUACAACAGGAGCGAGCCAUAUCCAGUACCAGUCAACAUCGCCAUCAAGCAUUUGGUAAGUGUUGCCAAUGAUCAGGCGUUGGACUGGUACCUGGCGCAACACGCAGCUCAGAGCGCUCAGUCAAGCGCUGAUCCACAGCAGCCGCUGGGCCUGCCGGCGUUGCCCCCUGUGCCGCAGCAGGCGCUGCCGGGGCCAUCUCAGGGCUUGCACGGCAUGCCCCCUGGGCUGCAGCUGAGCUUGCCUGCGCCGCCCCCGCCACAGCAGCACCUACGGCCGCCUCUGUGGGCAGGCGCCUACCCGCAAUUGCCCGCCGCUCCGUAUGCCGUGGUGCCCCGGGCUCCGCCCCCAAUGGCACCACAGGGACUGUUCCCAGGAAUAUCGGGGCCGCAUCCUUACCAGCCUGCUUGGCCUCACGCCAGCGACAUUCUACGAGGAGAUGCUGAGGGUGAUUCCGAGCACGGCGAGCAGCAGCAGCAGCAGCAGCAGCAGCAGCAGCACCCAGUGCAGCGGCACCCCGUGGAGCAGCACGCUCCUGCAUCGAUACCCGUGGACGUGGUGAUGAAGCUUCUUGAGGCUGUAGCCGCAAAGGCUGCGCCCACCACUGGUCAGCCUCCGAGCGUGGUCAACCCGGAGGCGGACAGAGUUGUCAUUCCUUCCUUGCCAAGUCAUCUUGAUUAUACCCAGUGGCGCUACAGCGUCCAUGCCAAUGUGCUCGCGGCCUCCUCGGUGCCUCACUUGGUAGGCCCGUUCAUGGACGACGUGGCCAACCCGUACGUCAGCGACGAGAUGCUGGUCACGGACAGGCCUCCAGCGAUGGCAUCCAUCGACGCCAAGCUCUUCAGCGCGUUGGUGCAUCUGUUGGUUGCCAAGCCCUGCGAGGACUCCACCAGGAUACUCGGCGCCAUCCGCCAGCUGUGUCAGCCCGGCUGUGGACGACAAGCUUUACGUCUCAUUGAUGGCGACUAUCUCCAUCAAGGACCCCGGCGUCGUCAGAUAGCUUUGGCGGCUCUUCGCGAGAUGACCAAGCCCGUGCACGACAUCGGGCAGGCGGAAGCGACGCUCACCAAGCUUAAGAACAUCUUGAUGGAGCUCCGGGGUAGCCCCGAGAUGCCGACGGGGAGCGCGUCCUCGUCCUCUGCACCGUCGACGGCCGCUGCGGCUUUGAUCGACAGUCAGGUCGCCGAGUUUCAGCGGUACUUGGCUGCUCAGGCAGCCGUCAAGAAGGCCUACGGCUGCGAGUGCACGCCGGCAGCGAUGCAGUCUACCGAUGUGCUUUUGGAUUCUGGGUCAACGUUUCACUUCACGGGCAAAGUUGGCGAGGCCGGCAUUUCGCCCACGGCUGCAGUGGAGGUUGCCACGGCUACAGGCGAGUCCGCCUUCAACCAGGGCGCCACGUCGAUCGACAACUCGCAGGUGGGACCUCUGCACGCUCACUUUGCUCCUGGGGCGCCUACGGCUGCCGGCUUAGGGAAAUUGAUCAAGGAUCUGAAGCUGGACUUCUCUUGGUCGUGGCGCGACUUCGAAAACCCCGCCCUGACAACAGCGGAAGGUGUUCCGCUGAGUGUUCAUGUCGAGGAGCUGUGCGUGGACCAGCGUUCGUUCGGCAGCCACAACUACGCCACGGACAGCAGCCACCAGGAUGAGUGCAUCCACCUCAACGGCAUGUUUUGUCCACCUCACAAUGUGGGCCAAACCGCCUGCAUUGCCCAGGUCUUGGAACAUGGGGACCGUGCCCCACGCCAGUCGGACACUCGCGAAGUACCACUCCCAGGGGUCGUGGUAGAGGACGACGAGUCGCAGACUCUGAUCAUGGACAAGCCGGUUGUCGCACACCACUUCUUAGGUAUCGACAUCAAUUUGAGUGAGCCAGUCAGCCCCAACCUUGUGCUGCGCAAGAAGCAGACGCCAUGUCAUGACUCAGUAUGUGUAUUGGGUAUUGGCGACGGUGCUGAUCAGGGGGGGGGGGGUUAUGCGAAGUUGGCAGCUCGUUUGAUUGGCAUGCUCUUGUAUUUGAUGCGGGGCACUCGGCCUGAACUUGCUGUCGGCUUAUCGAUUUUGGGAUCUUUUGUUGCGCGCUGGUCAACACUAUGCGACGUAGUCGCCAUCGGCAUCAUGUCCUACCUCAACACCUACCCCAACGUCGUCCUUACCCUCGCAGGCGACGAGAGAGACGUCCACCACAUGACCUCGGAGACGUUCGCGGACUCCGAUCGCGCAGGAGAUAAGGAAACCAGCAAAUCCAUUUCAGGCGCACUGAGCUUCAUUAUGGGAGAGCAUGGCACGAAAGCCCCCAUAGCAUGGUUUGCCGUGAAAAUUAGAUCUUCUGGUAUCUCGACUGGGGAAGUGGAGGUUGCAGCAGCGUCGGUCGCACUGAGACGGUUGGCUCUUCCGCUGACUUCCGUGCUGGAGUUCGUGUUCGUGCCCGGCGGUGCGACGAUCCUCAUUCUGUUGCGCGGCGACGCCGAGGUGGCCGAGCACGUCUUUGCCAGUGGGCGAAGCAAGGCCAUGAGGUACUUGAGGAAGGUCCAUCGCGUCAGCAUCCACUUCGUCUAUGACGUCUUACAUCUUCCGGGGGUCUCGUACAAGCAUGUGGAAGGCAGUGAGAACUGUUCGGACUUGUUGACCAAACCACUACCCAAGGACACCCAUGUCAAGCACGUGCACUUCAUGGGACUGGUUAUCUUAUCGGACGACAACCAGGUGAUGGCCGUGGUUGCCUACAAAGCGAACAAGGGUUUCAAACAGGGUGCCCGUAGGGUGUGGGUCUCGCCGGACAUGCCUCACACUCUGGAGCACAUGCUCCUGCACCUUCCCAUGCACCCCGACUGCGAGAUUUGCCAGCUUGCAAAGAUCUCGCUGACCCCGGCGCGGCGCGCAGUGAGUUCUGAGCGGGAGACCGUUUAUGGUGGUAGAUUCUACGCCGAUCUCAUCGGGCCGGUGCUGCCGGACAUUUCUGGCUUCAAGUACUUGCUCGUGUUGCGGGAUGAGGCCACUGACUACGCUUUCGUGCACCCCAUGCCCGACAAGACGGGCUCCACGGUGACGGAGGCUUACAAGGUGCUCACCGUCGACUCCGUGAUCAAGAACGUACGGCCUGAUUGGGGCUGUGAGUUCCAGGGUAGAUUCGAGAAGCACUGCCGCCGAGUGGAUGCCCAUAUCGAGCGCGGUCUGCCGCGUCGUUCCACCAAUUGCGCGAGAGCUGAACGGUGGCAUCGAACGCUCGAGGAGGGCGUGCGUGCAGACUUGUGCCAGAGCGGCCUUGGACACCAAUGGUAUGCCAUGAGCGCCGUCAUGUGGACUGAGCAUUGGAAUCGCGUUGGGCGCGAUGGCCGUAUAUCUCCAUACUUUCACAGAUUCAAUCGUACGUCUGAUUUGGAAUUGAGGCCAUUUGGUUCUUUGAUCAUCUAUCUUAAGGACAAGCCUUCGGCGAUCACCAACCUCCCAAAGUUCGAACCACGAGGCGACUUCGGCGUGGUCGUCGGCUACGGCGCCCGGGGGAGUUUUAUCAUCUUGCGACUCGCUCCGUUCAUCCAGGAAGGUCGCAGGUUGUUCAAGAGAACACGGGACGUCAAGUUCCCCGCUCACGGCCCGAAGUUUCCCGUGCGUCAUCUUCUCAAGAGUAAGGAGCCCGAGGUUGCAUGGCAUUUCCUCCUCCCGUGCGAGCAGGUCCCGGACGACGACGUGGAGCUGCACGCCCCGCACGGCGACAGGUGCGCUACCUGCUCAGGGUUCAUCGCCACCGACCCCGUGACUUGCAAGGCCUGCAUAGAAGGUGCGCCCAGGAAGCGGGUCACCAAGAAGGAGACGUCGGAGAUCCACAGCAAUGACCAGACUUGUAAUCUUCGACGUCGCCAUUGCGUGAGUGCUGACUCUGUUGGAACUGAUGUCGUGCAGUGCCUUGUGGACCCAUUACCGCCGUGUGAGGAGGAGACUUCUGUGGCCGACAUCGUUUUUGGCACCUUGAUCGUCCCUGACACGGUCGAGCCUGCUCCAUCCACUGUUGGCCCAGACUUCCACGAGCCCGAGAAUCUCGCUUCAGCCGCCGGCCAUUUCAAAAACCAGGUGGAGAAGGGAACCACCUCGUCAGAGGAGGCGGUGAAGGGGUUCUGCAUGGUCUACAAAGCUGUCCCUCUCAAAUCCGCCUCCGCCCAGACACCGGAGGCUCAGGUCGCCAUCCGGAAGGAGUUGGCCACGAUGGAGGAGCUCAAGGUUUGGGACCCAUACGACACCGUCAUGGAGCUAUGGCAACUUCGUUCUCUGCAUCCUGAUGCUCUUGUGGUGUACGCCCAUCUUCUUUUAGGCUGCAAGGACACGGAGUCUUCCGGACUCGACGUGCUUGACCCGCUGCAGGCGUACCUCCUGAAGUGGAAGGCCCGCAUUGUUGCUGGAGGCGACCGUCUUCUUGACCAGUACGGCCGGCACUAUGGGGAGAAGGACUUACAUGGUGCACCUACCAGUCUCGAAGCUGUACGUCUGGUGUGUUGGUGGGCCACGAUGUCUCCAACACACACGCUUUUGCAGGCUGAUGUGACAGGCGCUUACCUGCAGUCCCAGCUCGGAGGACGGCCGGUAUGGAUUGUCUUACCUCCGAGCUUGUGGCCGAAAUGGUGGUCCGAGAAAGGCUACAAGCAGCCCGUGUUGCGUUUACGGAAGGCUUUAUACGGAUUGCAGAGGUCUGGUUUUGAUUGGGCCAAGAAGGCCCACAGCGUCCUUACUGCAGCCGGCUGGACUGUCAUUCCGGAUGUUGUCGACGCUGUGUACAUCAAGCGAGACGGCUCCAAGGUGUGCAUCAUGGCGUUGUACGUCGAUGACAUUUUGGCCAGUGGGCCGAGCGACAUGUUGUCGGAAGCCUUGAACGCCAUCAGAGGACAUCCAUGA
This is a messenger RNA of Prorocentrum cordatum, 4977 nucleotides long. Lineage: Eukaryota; Dinophyceae; Prorocentrales; Prorocentraceae. The record is from the annotation of a GenBank genome assembly.